AGAGUGCAAGUGGAAGGAGCCAUGUCCUAAGCCGAACAUGCGAAGAAGACCCGGCGGGCAUCGACCGCAUUUAGCUGGCGCGGGGGCGAAUGGGUGGCGCUCGUUGGCCCCCGGUGCGUCAGUGAGAAUCCGUGAAGGUACAAUUGGAAGUGGCAGAGGGAGGGAGAGGGAGGGAGAUCGAUUCUGUUGCACCUCUGGAGGAAGAGUUUGUCUGACGCAGGAGUGGCGCAGGAGGCAGGUAUGGGAGUUCGACGAGCGAAUCUGACGGGAAAGCGGAGCGCAGGUGGGCCCGGGAAUUCGCGGACGAGGAGCGACGAGAAGAUCUCCAUGCUCCAAUUGUCCGGGAGGAGGGCGCCCCUUGGGCACUGGGGCAGCGAUCGCAGAGUCGCAGGCCAUGCAUGGAGCUAUUGCGCUUCGGUCUCGGCCCGCGCAUGGAUAGUGCGGGCCUCUAGUAUAUAGCGCCGCUGCAGGAAAUCUGUUCGGCACGGCGAGCGAUCUGCUGCUCACCGCAUUCUGCUGCACCGCUCCGCCCCCGCCCCCGCCCCGUCCCGUCGCAGUUGUUGUGCUCUGGCUCGAUCGCAGCCCGAGCUCCGAGCUGCUCCUGCUGCCUUGGGCCAAAAGUCGAGGGCCGGAGCGCGUUCUGUUCUGUUGUGUUCGGUUAGGGAGGCAGCGGCGCCUCGCGUUCGAAUUGUGGUCUCGGAGAUUUUGCUCUGUUCUGGGCGCCAGUGGCGGGUUCUUCCUUUCGCAGCGGCGGCAGGCGACGACCAUGGCUCUGUCCGUGGGCGGCCAAGUCGCGGUCUCGGGAUUGCCGAAGAAUGGAGCUUUCGUCGAGGCAAGACGUGCCUCGACCUCUGCGGAGAUUUCGAGUGCCAAAAUGGGGCGAGGCUUCGCUGCAUUUCAAGGCUUGAAGGCGUCCGAGUCUUGUGCCUUCGACAAGCCCAAUGCGCCGUCGGUUCGAGCUCUGAUGCCCAAGCAGAUGCGAUCGCAGCCCCCGCGAGUCGUGCAGGGACUCGUGGUCGUUGCUUCUGGAGGAAUGAACAUCGUGUUUGUGUCCUCCGAAGUCGCACCGUGGAGCAAAACCGGAGGUCUCGGUGAUGUUCUCGGAGGCCUCCCUCCUGCCCUUGCGGCUCGAGGACAUCGCGUCAUGACUGUGUCGCCGCGUUAUGAUCAGUACAAGGAUGCCUGGGACACAGACACCACUGUCGAGGUCAAGAUCGGCGACACCACGGAGACGGUGCGAUUGUUCCACACUUUCAAACGCGGAGUGGAUCGUGUUUUUAUAGAUCAUCCCAUCUUUUUAGCUAAGGUUUGGGGGAAAACAGGGGGCAAGAUCUACGGUCCUGUCACUGGAGUUGACUACCAAGACAACCAGCUCAGAUUCAGUCUCUUUGCACAGGCAGCUAUUGAAGCAGUUCGCGUAUUGAACUUAACGAGUAACGAGUUCUUCAGUGGGCCAUAUGGAGAGGAUGUUAUUUUCGUUGCGAACGAUUGGCACACAGCCCUCCUUCCUUGCUACUUAAAAGCAUAUUACAAGUCGAAGGGGCAAUUUUUGAACUCCAAGGUGGCAUUUUGUGUCCACAACAUCGCAUAUCAGGGAAGGUUUGCGUUUGCAGACUUCCCUCUUCUGAAUCUCCCUGAUUCUUUUCAGAGUUCUUUCGCGUUCAUGGAUGGGUAUGACAAACCCGUGAAAGGGCUGAAGUGCAACUGGAUGAAAGCUGGAUUCCUUGAAUCAGAUAUCUUGUUGACUGUUAGUCCAAAUUACGCCCAGGAGUUGAAAGAAGGACCAGACAAGGGUGUAGAGCUGGAUGGUGUGGUUCAAAAGAAGGGAAUCAGGGGAAUUACAAACGGAAUGGAUGUACAAGAGUGGAAUCCAGCAACUGACAAGUAUUUAGAUAUCAAUUACGAUGCCACAAAUGUUUUGGAAGUCAAACCAAGUUUGAAAGAGGCUUUGCAAGCAGAAGUCGGCCUGCCAAUCAAUCCUGAUGUACCUCUGAUUGGGUUCAUCGGGAGGCUCGAGGAGCAAAAGGGUUCAGAUAUUUUGGUGGAAGCUGCUGCUGAGUUUCUCGGCGACGAUGUGCAAUUAGUUGUCUUGGGUACAGGGAAGAAGAUUUUGGAAAAACAGUUAGAAACUCUUGAGACUCAAUUUCCCGACAAGAUGAGGGCUGUCGCAAAGUUCAACGUGCCUUUGGCACACAUGAUAACAGCGGGAGCUGAUUUCAUAUUGGUUCCUAGUAGAUUUGAACCUUGUGGCCUAAUCCAACUCCACGCAAUGAGAUACGGAACGCCACCAAUAGUUGCAUCUACAGGAGGAUUGGUGGACACCGUGAAGGACGGUGAAACUGGAUAUCACACAGGUGCUGCUUUCAAUGUCGAAUGUGAGACUGUAGACCCAGCAGAUGUUGCUCUGUUGGCGAAGACCGUCAAGAAGGCGAUAGAAGAAUACGGCUCACCGAAGUAUAUUAGCAUGAUCAAGAAUGGGAUGGGUCAAGACCUCUCUUGGAAGGGUCCUGCGAGAAUCUGGGAAGAUGUUCUGCUCAGCCUAAACGUGGAGGGAACAUAUCCUGGUGAGGAAGGAGACGAAAUCGCUCCUCUGGCCAAGGCAAACGUUGCCACACCAUGACAAUGUGUCUGCUCUGAAUUUGUUGUCAAAACUAGUGAGGCUUCGCUAGUUUCUACUAGAAGCAGGGAGAGCGCAAUUAGAACAUUUAUAGCUGAACUGUUUUCAAUUUGAUGAUACGACGUGUUUCACAGAGAGUGGCAUGUCAGUAUUUGUCGACUUCUUUUAGCUAGACAUGCAUCAAGAGGUUGUAGUCGUGAACCCUCACGGAAGUGGUGCAUUACUCCCUUGCAUGACCAGACCUGUAUUUUUAUCUAGUCGGAUUGUACGCAUCGAGAUUUUGUUCAAAGCCGAAGGUGGGUAAAUUCUUGUUGCUUGUAAAGAUUAGAGACUGAGGCUGUCCAUGCCAAGCAGUAGUGGGUAGAUAGAUAGGAUGUUACUACCAUCAUAGUUCUAGGUGGUUGUGUCUCAGAAACAACCAGAUUUUUCAGGACUACUUUGCCUGCAAGACAGAAAGCAUGGAUCUUUUAUUCAUGCAUAAUCACAAUAGAGAAGUGCUGAGUGGCAUGAAUACUCUCACAAUGCGAG
Messenger RNA from Marchantia polymorpha subsp. ruderalis, 3145 nucleotides. NCBI's taxonomy places the organism in Eukaryota, Viridiplantae, Streptophyta, Marchantiopsida, Marchantiales, Marchantiaceae. The record is from the annotation of a GenBank genome assembly.